Cynoglossus semilaevis (tongue sole) is the source of this 5031-nucleotide messenger RNA. Its product is annotated as neurexophilin-1. The transcript has a single exon. Gene Ontology annotation, molecular function: signaling receptor binding. The record is from RefSeq and is a predicted model, not a curated record. Bases 1070 to 1771 code for a protein of 233 amino acids. Lineage: Eukaryota; Metazoa; Chordata; Actinopteri; Pleuronectiformes; Cynoglossidae.
CUCGGCAUGAGGAAAUGCUGCCGACUCAAAUGACACUAAUUCUGGAUUGUUCCUUAGAAAAACAGACCUCCAUCACCUGGUAAGAGGUUAUUACUUCCAAUGUUCCAUCACAUCAUUUAAUUUUUUUCCCCUCUUCACAAAGCUACUGCUGAGCACAGCAGUGCUGUCUUAUCUCCUCCACUUCUCGUCUCUGCCCCUCAUUUGAUGUUGAUUUGUCACAUCUUUGAGUGUGUGCCGCUGCAGAUUCUCCCGUCAUUUGGAAUAUUUAAAGUCUUAAUAGGACAUAAUAUUUCAUCCUCUGGUCUUUCUGCUCUUCGCAUGUGGUCGGGGGUUAAGACUCUUGGAAAACAAUGUUUCUUCUUCUCACUUAAUUUCUUGAAUUAUGUUAAUUAUUUAAAAAUAAGUGAUUAAAUUAUAGAAGUUCCGUGUCUGGUAUCCCAGUUCUGAAGUCAACUUUCAACCUUUGUUGUAGGAGAUAAAACACCUGAAAGCACUUUUUGAUGACAUGGCUCCUUGUCUGUCAUUGUGUGUUUUUUUCAAUAAAAUUACAGCCUUGAUAGAAAAUAAUAAGAUAUUGAUUAAACUGUCAACAUUCACGCAGGCACCUGGCUGUAUGUGACUUCAGGUUCGGUGUGGAUUUUCUGUUUCAAUCCCUUGUUUAUACAUUCUGACCCCAGCAGUAGCUAAAGGAGGAAAAUGAGCCCGUUACAAGUAAACUAAGGGGUUAUACAGUAUCAGCUGUGGAAACCAGACAUAGAGGUACAUUUUCUCUUCCAGCCGAGGUAAACAAAAGAAUGUAAUUAUAGCAACACCUGCAAAAUUUCAGGGACUUAUUUAUAUAAAUAACAUUGAUAGAAUGUCAUGGUUACUAGCACUGGAGGUAUGAACUCUAAAUUAAAUAUCGAUUAAACCUUUAAUUUGUUUUCUGUCCAGGUUUCUUUCUACCUCACUAAUAAAUGUCUAUUUUUUCUUCCACUUUCUUCCUCCUCUAACCUUCUCUACCCAGGUGGCACUGGGUCAAGAAGAUGAUUCCUCCAGCUCUAAGAGUUCUUCAGAUGUCUCCUCCAAGAUGGUGGGGCUCCUGAGCGGGCAGACUCCCCUGAGCCGCUGGAUGAUUCACAGUAAGAGCAGAGCUGCUAAUGACAGCUCUCUGGAGCUGCCCUACCGUUCCCCAGUCCCCUUUGCCAAGCAGGAAUUUUCUAAACAGGAGUUCUGGGAAAUGUUGGGCAGUGACCUGCUCAAGCCUGAUGCCUCCAGUUCUAGGGUUAAACGCCGGCCCAUCGUAAAGACGGGCAAGUUCAAGAAGAUGUUCGGCUGGGGAGACUUCUAUUCCAAUAUCAAGACCGUGAGGCUCAACCUGCUGAUCACGGGAAAGAUUGUGGAUCACGGCAACGGCACGUUCAGUGUCUACUUCCGCCAUAACUCCACAGGCCAAGGUAACAUCUCGGUCAGCCUGGUGCCACCUGUCAAGGCCGUGGAGUUUGACCUGGAGCGCCAGAGCGUGGUCUACCCUAAGGACUCCAAGAUCUUCAACUGCCGCGUGGACUACGAAAAGGUGGAUCGCAGCAAGCGCACCUCGCUGUGCAAUUACGAUCCGUCCAAGACCUGCUUUCAGGAGCAGAUUCAGAGCCACGUGUCCUGGAUUUGUUCCAAGCCUUUUAAGGUCAUCUGCAUCUACAUUUCCUUCUACAGCACAGACUAUCGCCUGGUGCAGAAGGUUUGCCCAGACUACAACUAUCAUAACGAGAUGCCCUACCUGCCUUCAGGCUAGAGCACUUGGUGGGAGGCAGGAGAGGUUGGAGGGGAGAGGAUUAAGUGGUUAAAAAGCAUUACUGCAACACAUGAGGGGGUAAGAAGGGCUGUUGAGAGCCAUCGAUAAGACCGUUACAGCGAGACAUCUAUAGAAAAAAGAAACCCCUUCUCUGUAGCCUGACUAUUUCAAAAUGUAAAAAGAAAAUAUGCAAACAAAAUCUACAGUAUGCAGAUCAUAGAGCUGUGCUGCAUUCUUACCUCAGUCCAGCAUUGAAACAUUCUAUUCUCUAGACAUUUCUCUUCAUCACAAGGUCAUACGUUAAUGUUGUCUGAAUGUGCUUUUGUAGAUAUCAUCCUCUACAACACUGCACUUCUAUAAAGUCAAAAUGAGAAAAGGGUUGGUGGGAAAAGUCAAAUGCAGGUGCUGACUGAUUUGAAGAAGAAUCUUCAAAUCUUCAGAAUGUUUAUCAUUCUCCUUUAGAGAUGGUAUGAAAUGAUUAAAGAAUGUGAAGCCCGGCAUUCUAAAAGAUUGUUCAAUCUUCACCUCUGAUCAUUCUCAAAUCAAACAAUUACAUUUUUAAAUCUCUCCACACGCUCACAUCUGACUACACCACCAGGUCAAUGUCACCGUGUUCAUUAUCUGCACAAUGUAAUCCCUGUAUCAUUCGCUUAUGUCACUUCCUACUUCAUUGAUAGAGGCAAAUUAGACAAACAGAGCACAAGAAAUUUGGAAAUCGCAAGCAAAAGCAAUUGUCGUGAAGAUUCCGGACGAGGGCUCGAGACGAGCUCAGCGCCAAGAAAAUAACUAGAUUCCACACGGAGACGGCGCCGGCCCUCACAUAGCAGAGAGAGAACGGAGAGACAGCGGUAGGGAGUGCGAGAGGCGAGAUUCGGUAAGCUGUUUUAAUUAAAGUGGAGAAGAAGAUGUAGAGUAUGGAGCUCCUUCUUUUGUCCCCUCUGUAUUAAAAAGAUUACAUUCUGUUGCCGUCAGGAUUCCUGAUUUCACGCCUUGAUAACUUUGACUCUGCUAGGGAGAUUGCUCUCACCCGACAAAUACAGCGUUCACUAAAGUAGGCCUGUUAUCUCGAAUAAAUGAAAAUAUUAUCAUAAUAAUUACAUAUUAUUUAAUCUCCUUUAAAACUAAUUAGGGUUUCAAUGAGAGUGGGAAAUGUAUUCCUGAAAAAUCAGUCCUGGAAGUCAGUGCGUCGCAGGAUCAGAGGGCACGUGUCUGUCCAGGAUUGUUGCGUGUUUCUUUUUUUUUUAACGUUGGAGCAGCAGCCAAAGCUCAGCCCGGAGUUAACUACUCUCAUUUAGAUAAAUGGCCACUGGCUGGGCCAUCUGAUGUCGCUCUGGCAAACAAUAUCAGAGUAUAGUGGUGCACAAUGGAGCUAUGAAUUAGCCAACCUGACAUUUGUGUGCGGAGAGGUUGCUGUUGUGCUGCUUGUAAGGACGUAAUGAUUUCUGGGUUCAUUAAUAAUGAACAGUCAGAGGACAGGUGUGAAGAGUCAUUAAACAACCACAUCAGAUUACUGCGCUGAUGCUUGUACUCUGCAGUAUCAAGGAUACAGAAAGACCUGCGUGUCAUGCGCCUGGAUGAAAUUGUGCGCUGGUGUCCCAGGUGGGCUUAUGCUGCAGCGACUGGUCACAGUGAAGCCACCCUCCUGUGGGGAGCAGAGAGAUAAAUGUGUCACCUUCGCUGUUUUGGGAGUGCGUGGGGAGGAGUGGAUAUGUAAGGAACCAGAAAGAGUCGCAGUUUUAAGUCAAGAAUUAAACAUGUUUUUAAUCAGUGGGGGUUAUUUUGAAUCUCAGUCAUUUUUAACCUUUGACUUUAAUAGGUUUCAGUGAUAAAACGAGAUAAAGGUAGUUGUAGUUUAGCAGUUGUGGUGGAAACUCUGUGAACUGUAUCCUGCCUUAUAAAGGAGAAGCCCAUUAGCCUGGUAGAGCCUGGAACUAAGCGGAACAUGUUCCUUGAUACCUUUUACAUGCAGUUAAGGAUAAAAAUAACAAGAACAUAAAAUAUUUAUGAAACAUUGACUACUCUAAAACUAGCUAAUAAUGCAACAAGAUCAGUGAUUCUGGCCACAACAGAUUUUCUGUCAAAUCAAAAAACAAGACAGUGCGGUCCCACUGGAACACUGGUAGGAACAAAAACUCCAGCUAGGACCUGAGAUGAUCUGUCUCUGUAAAACGCAUUAUUACCGCUGUGUUUCAUUCAUUCACUCAUAUUCCUUCCAUACUCAUGUUAAACCCAUCUUCUUCUCUAUAACUUUGCCGCCCUUUACACCCCCUCCACAACCUUAGCCUGGCAUUGAACCCUACGCAGCGGUUCCUUAUUGCAGCCCAUCAGCCCCCCCCCCAACACACAAUGUUGGGCUAAGCUGGCUAAUCUUGGUGAGCUUACCGUUGAGCCACCUGAACACGAGCAGUGAAAACUUCCCCUCCCUGUCUAGGUGUUUUUCCCUCUAUCUGUUUCCCAUACAGCACAGACAUAGUCUCUGGAUGUGCAACCUUAGCCUUUUUCCCUGUCCACAUUCAAAGCAACUGACAUAAGCCCGUGGAUUGCGAGGACAUGAAAUCUCCACAGGAGCAUGCCAAUGGAUUGCGUGACACUGAGACCCCCCUAGUGAACUCUGCACCCCUCUCCUCCUCCUCCUCCUCCUUCUCCUCCUUCUCCUCCAGCGUGUCCGUGGAGGAGCUGGAUACAUCACACGUGCCGGGAUCGGACCAGGGCCACAUACAACAUCAAGCAUAUAUAAAAUAAACAAGGAUGCCAGAGGAGAGGGACCUCCUCAGUCUGCUGCCCCCAGAUCCUCUCAGAUUUACAGCAAUAUGCUCAUUGAAACUUCACCUUCUCCUCUGUGUUGUGAAUCAAAGACAGGCUGCUGGACUUUGUGUACGAGAGAGUUGUGUUCACCCGGGAUUGACCGGGUUGAUACCGCAGCAGCUUCUCUGUUGUCGACGGAUAUUUGGCCUUAGAGACUGCAAGACAACACUGCUCUGCUCAGCAAAGAAUAGUAACAAAAUAAAAAGAACUUUCAGAAAAUACACUACUAUACAUAUAUGAAUAUAAAUAUAAAAGCUAAGAGUCCUCAGAUGCGAAUAAAGUUGUAUUUAAAUGUGGGUCAUGCAGUGGAGGUCGUCUGUUUGAGCUUUUGUUUACUGAUGGUUUUGUUCCUCCGUGUCAUGUGGAUGAUAUACUGUAUGGAUGACAUGAUGGCAUUUACUGUGGUUUUCAACAUUCUAAGAAGAAAAAAUCAAUAAAGUACACACGUACUUAGG